UAAAUUCGUUCAAAAAAUUUGAUGAAAAAUUUCAACUUUCCCACUUCAGUUCAAAAAUAAUUUGCUUAAUUACAGCAAUUAUUUGCUAAUUUUCACUAUUUAUGGUUUGGAGUUUGUGAAAUUUUAGUUUGAUUUGGUGUUGGAUCUCAGUUUUGGGAGCUGUAACAACUUGCAAUUUCGUUGUUUGUUGAGUUAAAUUCUUGAUUUAUUUCAAGUAAGGGAGGAAAAAGAAGUGAUUUUUAGUUGAAAUUGGUGAAUUUUGUUGGGAAAGUUGUGAUUUUUUUGUUCGAGCUAGUGAUUUUGAGUUGUGGGUUUUUGAAGAUUGAAGGUGAUUGUUGUGUGUUUAUUGAAGUAUUGUUAUAUUGUUGAUAUAGUAAAGAUGGGGUUUUUGGUUUCUUUGGUUGUAGGUUGUUCAGGUCCUGAUUGAAAUUUGGGGGAAAAGUUAGGGUUUUGGAUUUGGAGUUAGGGUUUUGUAGUUGGGUAUUUUGUCUUUGGGUAGAAGAAGAAUUUGAAGUUUUACCUUGAAGAAGAGAAAUGUUUUACUCACAGUUCAUAUUGGCCAAAAAGGGGCCUUUGGGAACUAUAUGGAUUGCAGCACAUCUGGAGAGGAAACUUCGGAAGAAUCAAGUUGCUGAUACUGAUAUUGGCGUCUCUGUAGACUCCAUCCUUUUUCCUGAUGUACCAAUUGCAUUGCGGUUAUCUAGCCAUCUUCUGCUUGGAGUUGUGAGGAUAUAUUCUCGAAAGGUGGGUUACCUAUUUGAUGAUUGCAGCGAGGCUUUGCUAAAAGUCAAGCAAGCUUUUCGCUCCACUGCUGUGGAUUUACCACCUGAAGAAUCUAAGGCUCCAUAUCACUCAAUCACCUUGCCAGAGACUUUUGAACUUGACGAUUUUGAAUUGCCAGACAAUGACAUUUUUCAGGGUAACUAUGUGGACCAACAUAUUAGUUCAAGGGAGCAGAUCACACUACAAGAUAACAUGGAGGGUGUGAUUUACUCAACUUCGAAGUUUGGAUUGGAUGAGAGAUUUGGGGAUGGUGACACUUCUGGUUUAGACCUUGAUGAGGAAUUAUUUUUGGACAAGGUUGCUGCUGUUGGAGAUGCUAGUGGGAGUGCUGAUCCUCAAGCAUCUGUUGAACCAAUGACACCAAUCAAACAAGAAGAACACCAUGAAGAGAUGGCUGCAAAUUCCGAGAGCAUGUUUGAUGGAGUUGAUGGAGAUGCUGAUUUCAUGGAUCAUGCUCCAUGUACUCCUGGGUUGGCGGAAGAACCAAAUUUGUCUAACGUUCAGGAAAUAUCAGCAUGUGAGGACCAUCUAGGGCUGGAAGAUCGUCAUGUGACUGAAUAUGCUGUAAAAGCAAAUUCAGUGAAUCUCUCUUGUGAAAAUAACGUGAAUAACGGAAGUGAGCUCUUUGAAAAUCAGGCAUUAACUGCUGGCUCGAAUGGUGAACAGCCUGUAAAAGGAUAUUCAGAGAAUCUCUCUUGUGAAAAUAGCGCAAAUAAUGGGAGUGGACUUCUAAAAAAUCAGGCAUUAACUGAUGUCUCGAAUGCUGAUACUGUUCACUCUGGGGCUGCUGAGGAGAAUGGUUACCAUUUAGGUAACAUGUGUGACAAACAACUGGUGCCAGAUGGUCAGCUGCCUCCAAGUGGAGUUGCAGUGGAUCUUGUGUCAUCAAGUGAUCCCACUGUAGCAUCUGGACCAUCCUCUGCUGCUGUUCAUCAGGUUAAUGCAAAAUCAUCUGUCCUAGAAUGUGCGGAUGCGAUUGUUGCUGCAUCUGAUGGUCAAACAAAUGAGAGGAGCUUGCAGUGUAUGCUUUCUGACAUGGACAAGGUUGAUGUAUCUACCCCUGGGGGCUUCCCCGACGAGCCUUCACUUCCAAAUGGAAUUAGUUCCACAAAAGUUAACUAUGAUGUUUCUGCUUUAAGUAGCAUCUGCCAGCCAGUUCCUGAAGAUAUUUCACCGAGUAAUCAGAGAUCACCUAAGGCAGUCUCAAAUUACAUUGCAAUUCCAGGAAACUUGGAUGCUGGUGAAUCUCAAGAUAUAACUUGCUUUGAAACACCGAAGACUGCUGAUUGUCUGGAACAAAGUAUUUUUGAUGAAGACACUGGUGCCCAGGUUCAUGUUCUGAGUCGAUGUAAUGCUUCUGCUCAGCUUGAUGCAUCGAAGUCUAGUUGUGAGCAUGCUGUUAAUAACGAGCCACCAUCUAAUUUUUCUGGUUUCCACCUGCCAGAAACUUCUAAGGAGGGCGAAUUACAUGCUUCAGCAGGUUAUUCAGAACACAUCUCAAAAGAAAGUCUCGUCAAAGAACCUGUUCCACGUGAAGACAUUCAGAAAGAUACUGACAAAUCAACUGAUCGAGCAGAUAAUGUAGUUCCAGAAGAUCGCCACAUGGAGUUUAUGAGCAGUUCAGCUGCCUCUGCCUUGCCAGCUCCUGAAAAGAUUCUAUCAAUGUCAGGAGGGCUUGUUGAUUUACCUCGGAGUAUUUUCCCAGAGGCUACACCGGAUUACUUGGUGGGGUUCAAUGAGGCUGAUGCUGGUGACAAAUUCAUUUCAGGAAAGAAGCGCAGUUACACUGAGAGCACACUAACAGAGCAGAGUUUCAACUCAGCUGAAUCUUCAAGGAUGGUCCGUUCCAAAAAGUCUGGAGGAUUUAUUCCCGAUGAUGAUGAUUUGCUUUCUUCUAUACUAGUUGGAAGAAGAUCUUCAGCGCUGAAGCUAAAGGCUACUCCUCGACCUUCUGAGAUUACAUCAAGCAAGCGUGCUCGAUCUGCUGCUCGGAUGACUGCCAGUAAAAGGAAGGUUCUUAUGGAUGAUAUCAUGGUCUUGCACGGAGAUAUGAUAAGACAACAGUUGAUACAUGCUGAGGACAUACGUCGCGUAAGGAAGAAAGCUCCUUGCACACAUGCUGAAAUCUCAGCGAUCCAGAAACAGUUGUUGGAAGAUGAAAUUUUCAGAGCAGCAGUAUUAACUGGUUUGUCGGUGGAAUUGUCUUCUUUACAUAAGCAAACAUUUGACUUGAGUACAGUCAAGGUCUCUUCUUUUAGUGAUGUUAGCUGUUCUCAUGCUGAGAUGGCGGUCAAACCCCAGAUAACUGCUGAGUAUGCUGAAAAUUCCAUCUCAAAUUUGGAGGAACAACGUCAACAGCCAAGUGUUGAGUGUGCUGAAAAACCCAUCUCAAAUUUUGAGGAACAACGUCAACAGCUAACUGCUGAGUAUGCUGAAAACCCCAUCACAAAUUUGGAGGAACAACAAGCGAUGGUGUUCAAUGAAUCACAUGUUGAAAGAGAAAGUGGAAAGGAAGGAAGCGAUGAACGGUUUGUAGCUAGAGAUGAUAGCAUAUUAGGAGAUGUUGAGGCUACUAUUCCAACUGAGAACAAGGAAGUUGAUGAGCAUGACCAAUGUUUAAAUAGUGACGCCUCUCAAUUGCGGCCAGAUACUGUCACUGAUGUAGCAGCGGCCAAUGGCUUUCAUCUUGAACCUUCAGAUGAUACAGCAGAAAUAGGACCUCAGGUAACUUGCCUUUCUGGUGCUGAUGCAGCAGAUACUGCCUCUGCCGCCAAAGAAUUAUUGGCAUGUCCUAAAAGUGGUGGAUUAGGUGGCGAAGGUGAUAUCAUAGAAGGUCUACCUCUGACAGAUCUAUUUAAUGAGUCUGGAAGGGAAGCUGCUUUUAUUUUACCCGAAGUAUCAUAUGGAUCUCCCAAUCGUGCACCGGCUGCUCAAGCUGAUAAGUCUCUGGAAAAUUUGAACGAUGAAAACCUUGUAGUUAGUAGUGACUGGCCAGAAAGCAACUACUUUAUUUCUGAAGCUGAAACUGGAAUUGAAAAUAUGGUAGAAGAUGCAGAUCUAUUGGAGGCUGCCCAAGACAGUGCUACAGUUGAAAUUGCAACUAAUGUAGAAGAUAUAGUAGCAGAUGAUUUCAACCAGAGCUUUGCUGAUAACGUUAUAGGCACUGAACAACCUACCACAGAUGCUUCAUAUGAUGAAACAAAUAUGCAUUUGCUGGAUGAUCCCAUAGGAGCCGGAGACUAUCCAUGUAAACAAGAAGAUUUCUCUUACAAUAUGAUGGGCGCAGAUCUCACGGAUGGCAAUCUGGGGGACCUAAAUGAUCUAGAUUAUUCAGCCGCUGGAAAUGAUACAGGGUUUCUGAACUUCGAUGACGAUGAUGAUGAAGAAGCUGAAGCAGCUGAUGAUUAUGUACCUGCUGCUGAUGUCACCCGUAUCACUGAGAACAUUGGAUGGUCCUCUCGUACUAGGGCUGUUUCCAAGUACCUCCAAACCUUGUUUAUUAAAGAAUCUGAGCGUGGGAGAACGUCUCUCUCCAUGGACAGUUUAUUAGUUGGUAAAACACGAAAGGAGGCAUCAAGGAUGUUUUUUGAAACUUUGGUUCUUAAAACCAGAGAUUACCUUCAUGUAGAGCAAGUGAUACCCUUUGACGAUGUCACAAUAAGUCCUGGAAUGAAGCUUAUGAAAUCGGACUUUUGAAUCUGAUAUGUUUGGUAGGGAAGGAUAUAACAUGAAAAAGUUGGUAAACAGAAAUAUGUAUUUCUAGUAGUUAGUCAAUUGGGUCAGUUUGUGGUCUACUCUUGCUAUAGUUCAUUCUUUACAGUCACGUUUUGAUGGUCAUGUAGUUAGGUUUUUACUUGGCUGGCAGAGUAGAUCAUUUGACACAGGUGUGUGUUGCACUCUGUUGUACAAUGUAGAUCUUAUUUAUAUGUAAAUAUCCUGUAUAAUAUGUGGCCAUGCUUCUGUUCUAAUUUUCACUUCUUUAUUUUCGUAAUAAAGAAAAUUAUAUGCUUUUA
Molecule: messenger RNA, 4796 nt
Organism: Solanum stenotomum
Lineage: Eukaryota; Viridiplantae; Streptophyta; Magnoliopsida; Solanales; Solanaceae
Product: sister chromatid cohesion 1 protein 4
Exons: 15
Coding region: 535-4479 (1314 amino acids)
Biological process (GO): synaptonemal complex assembly; mitotic sister chromatid cohesion; replication-born double-strand break repair via sister chromatid exchange
Cellular component (GO): cohesin complex; synaptonemal complex
Molecular function (GO): protein binding; chromatin binding
Source: RefSeq, a predicted model, not a curated record